UCCCCUGCCGCGGCGGACUGCUUGCAGGCGCGGCUCCCGGCCAGAGCCAGCGAGCGGAACGGGCGCCUCGGCUGCUGCGCCUCCUCCGAGAACCGGUGGCGCGCCCCCCUUCCCCCCGACGCCGGGCCUGCCGGGUCCCGGGUCCCAGCGUGCGUCCAGCAGCUUCGUAGCGGGAGGGCGCAACUUUCCCCCGGUCCCGGGCGGGGCGGGGACGGCAGCGGGACAACUUGGAAAACUUCUCCGGAGAGGACGGCAGGGACGCCGGGUGUCGGUGGAAGAGGAUGUAGGAGGGCGGUGGCUGGCCCCAGGCAUCCCUCCGUCUCCUUGGCCGGGUUCGGCCUGGCCAUGGGGCUCCAGCGCCUUGUGCGCCGCCAGGGGGUUGAUCCCCCCUUCUAGACUAGCUGCGUAGGACAGUACCGUCUCCGGCUGAGCACGCUCUGGGCGAGCAGCGACCCCUCUGGCCGCGUCCCGCCCCGUCAUGGACCACCAGGAGCCCUACUCGGUGCAGGCCACCGCGGCCAUCGCGGCGGUCAUCACGUUCCUCAUCCUUUUCACCAUCUUUGGCAACGCGCUGGUCAUCUUGGCUGUGUUGACGAGUCGCUCGCUGCGCGCCCCGCAGAACCUGUUCCUAGUGUCGCUGGCCGCCGCCGACAUCCUGGUGGCCACGCUCAUCAUCCCUUUCUCGCUGGCCAACGAGCUGCUGGGCUACUGGUACUUCCGGCGCACGUGGUGUGAGGUGUACUUGGCGCUCGACGUGCUCUUCUGUACCUCGUCCAUCGUGCACCUGUGCGCCAUCAGCCUGGACAGGUACUGGGCCGUGAGUCGGGCGCUGGAGUACAACUCCAAGCGCACCCCACGCCGCAUCAAGUGCAUCAUCCUCACCGUGUGGCUCAUCGCAGCUGUCAUCUCCCUGCCGCCGCUUAUCUACAAGGGCGACCAGGGGCCCCAGCCUCGUGGGCGCCCGCAGUGCAAACUUAACCAAGAGGCCUGGUACAUCCUGGCCUCUAGCAUCGGAUCUUUCUUUGCACCCUGCCUCAUCAUGAUCCUGGUCUACCUGCGCAUCUACCUGAUCGCCAAGCGCAGCCACCGCAGAGGUCCCAGGGCCAAGGGCCGCCCUAGGGAGGGUGAGUCUAAGCAGUCCCGCCCCGUCCCUACUGGAACUUCAACCAAAAUGCCAACCCUGGCCUCUCUGGCUGCUUCUGGAGAGGCCAAUGGUCACUCCAAGCCCACUGGGGAGAAGGAGGAGGGGGAGACCCCUGAAGAUCCUGCGACCCCUGCCUUGCCACCCAGCUGGUCGGCCCUUCCCAACUCAGGCCAGGGUCGGAAGGAAGGUGUUUGUGGGGCAUCUCCAGAGGAAGAAGCUGAGGAGGAGGAGGAAGAGUGUGAGCCUCAGGCCUUGCCAGCAUCUCCUGCCUCCGUCUGUAGCCCACCCCUGCAGCAGCCACAGGGGUCCCGGGUGCUGGCAACACUACGUGGCCAGGUGCUCCUGGGCAGGGGCGUGGGCACCUCGAGCGGGCAGUGGUGGCGGCGGCGGGCGCAGCUGACUCGGGAGAAGCGGUUCACCUUUGUGCUGGCCGUGGUCAUCGGCGUUUUUGUGCUCUGCUGGUUCCCCUUCUUCUUCAGCUACAGCCUGGGUGCCAUCUGCCCACAGCACUGCAAGGUGCCCCAUGGCCUCUUCCAGUUCUUCUUCUGGAUCGGCUACUGCAACAGCUCGCUGAACCCCGUCAUCUACACCAUCUUUAACCAGGACUUUCGCCGUGCCUUCCGAAGGAUCCUUUGCCGCCAGUGGACCCAGACGGCAUGAGUUUCCUAGAGAAAUUCUGUUGGAAGGUUCGAUGCUGGUCUUGGCUGAGCUAGGCGCGGGAGAACUGUCCUGUGGUGCGGGCGAAGCACCAGGACAUCCCAGGAGGUGGUGGCAGGGACCUGUCCAGGAGUGUGGGAGCCUAGACGCGGCCGGUCAGAGAGAGGACAGGUAGAGAGAGCACACCGGUUGGAUCAUCCCACUGGCAGCGUGAAAAGGGUACUGACUUUGUCGUCAAACCUGGCUUUGUUGCCUGUGGGCCACGUGGCCUCAGGCAAACCGCCAAACCUCUCUGAGCCUCAGUUUCCCCCCAUUUCAAGUGGUAGGUUAACUACAUUAGGAUUGGAGAGGUGUGCUGAGAGGUAGACAUGUGUAGAAAAGGUCCUGAAAGAGUGCCGGGGAGUGGCAGGGCCAGUCUGAUUAUUCCUCUCAAAGUCCAGGUCCUUUUCAAGGUAAGCUAGUAGAACCCCUGGUCCCCGGUGCCCCCUGAGUCACCGCUCAGCAGCCUGAUGGAAGGAGGGUGGGCUCUGUGCCCUGGAAGAUGGCCCCCUCUGGCAUAGGGAGUCUGCUCUUUCCACCUUCCCUCACCCCUUCCUUCCCUGGGCUCCAAAAGCCUCUCCCACCAAGAGCUUCUGCCAAGCUCUUUCCAGGGUAUAGCUGGGAAGGGAAGGUUCUCAGGUGAAUGUGUUAAAUGUAGCAUGUGUAUACCUACCCCUCUACUGCUGUGUGCAUGGCAGACGUCAGCUUUGGAACCCAGAACUCCCUAUGCACUGAGACAAGCCCACAGGCAGUGCCAGCCCGGCAUCCUCCAACAGCAGCAGCUGCUGUGCAAGAUGAAACCCAUUUGCCCCUCAGGGUGGGGAGAACCCUUGUUCUGGGCAGGCGUGGGGGAAAGGGCUGCCCGGCCUGAUGGCAGGGGAGCCAUUGAGGGCGGGAAGGAGGGCCGUUUCUGGAGACCUCUAGGAUUUCUGCAGCCGCCACAGCAGCAGGACCCAGGGGUUGAACGUCCGGGCCCUGGAGAACCCCAGAGACUGAGAAGAUUGCACAGUUGCCAGCAGAGGGAAUGGGGCCAGGCAACAUGGCAGAGGUUGGGUGAAAGUGGGGGCUUCUUGGGCCAGCACACCUUGGCCUAGGCCAGAGAUGGUCAGGAAGAGUGGGAAAGGGGUGCAGGGGCACUAGGAGGUCUUAUUCUCUCGAGAGUGUGUAAAGGAAGGCAAGGAUGGUUCAAGAGUCACCCAGCCCACGCAGUUGAAUGGCCUAUUCUGCUGCUUGUGAGUUCAAUCACCUGGUUGGAGCGGAUGGUGUUGCUCCCUGUGUUCCAGACUUUGGGCCCGAUUUCCUCCACCUGCAGAGCACGAGGUCACCCUGCAGCCCCCAUCCCCCAGUGUGCAUCCGUGUGGCCGUGUGCUGAGCCUUCCCCGGCCCCUCCUAACAUGUAUCCCGUUUUCCCGCUGGAAGUUUCCUCAGCACUUAUGACCAGCUAGCAUCCUGGAUAUUUCACUUACCUGUCUGCUCCUUGUCAUUGUCCCCUACUGGAAUGUAAGCUCCCUGUGGGCUGCGAUGGUUAACUCUCCUGUCUGCCGUGGAUCCUAGGCCUGACUGUGCCCGACAAACAGUGAAAAUGUAAGGACUGGCCUGGUUGGCCAGUUGCCCUUAACGCAGUCUGCAGGGUUAUUAAAAUAUCCUUGGAAAUGUGGUGAGGGGAAGAAAACCA
Molecule: messenger RNA, 3515 nt
Organism: Herpailurus yagouaroundi (jaguarundi)
Lineage: Eukaryota; Metazoa; Chordata; Mammalia; Carnivora; Felidae
Gene: ADRA2B
Product: adrenoceptor alpha 2B
Exons: 2
Coding region: 479-1804 (441 amino acids)
Biological process (GO): platelet activation; regulation of smooth muscle contraction; G protein-coupled receptor signaling pathway
Cellular component (GO): plasma membrane
Molecular function (GO): alpha2-adrenergic receptor activity; epinephrine binding
Source: RefSeq, a predicted model, not a curated record